GCUGCACAUCUGUACUGACAGUGCCAGUCUGGAGAGAAUAUACAGAGCCCGCAUGUGGACAACCAUCUCACUCCUUGCACGGACACCACUUGGAUAUAAUGGAGAAUAUACAUUGCCCUCGUUUUUUAUUAGAAUACCAAGUCCAUUGGGGAUAUGAAAACAUCAAGUAAAUCUUCUUGACUCUAUGUUGGUCCGGUGGAUGAUUUGAUUUUCUCUCAUUGAAAAAGUUUAAGGUAACACGUAAUAAACUGUCUCUCUAAAGCGGAUUCGGUGCCGGUAAAGCAAUCGGGGGUCGGUAAAGCUGAUGUCUUCAUUUGACUCCUUGCAGUUGAUGAUGGUGGAUCUCUCUCGGAUUUCCAAUGUGGAAACCAGCAUCCAAUUAGUUUGCGAUUGAGCGCCUGGAUAGACAGCGCAGAGGCACUUUGGCCAGCUAGCCACUUAAGCGUGUAGCCUACCUGUGUGCAGACGCAUGGUUGGGCGCUCUGUAGGCUACAGAGUUCCAUUAAUUAUGAGUGGCAUUUUUACUUAUGUUUUAUAUUGUCAUUUAAAUUGAACGCAUCGGAUCUUGUUUAUGUGAUCAGAUAAAACUGUACAGUCUGAAUAUAUCAUUUGGAUACAAGUACUUCAUACUCACCACGGAACGUUAAAUGCAUCGCUGUGUGUUGGACUUUAAUACGGAUACAAUUGCAGGUCUGCAAGGGCCAGAUUUAAAAGCUUCCUUCAUAGGAACUGAGUCUAAGAUGAAGUUAUGGGAUGUUUUGGCCACGUGUUUGUUGCUCCUGAGCUCCGUCUCCACACGCCCCCUCUACCAAAACCUUCAGCCAGCCAAGAGAGCUCACUACUCGGAUCGGUACAGUGAUUCUCUGUCCCUGUCUGUGGAGGAACCAGAGCCAGAGUUCCAGUCAGAGUCUCACAGCCUGCAGGAAAUCUCCAUGGAGGAUAAAUAUGACAUCACAGGCCCAUAUCCGGACCAGUUUGAUGACGUAAUGGAUUUUAUCAAGGCUACCAUUGGCAGACUGAGGAGAUCAUCCGAGCCCGCCGGCGGCUCAAGGGAAAGGAGGGAGCAGAGAGAGCAGGAGAGACAGAGAGGAGCAGCAAACACGGACCGAGGAGGAGGAGGAGGAGGAGGGAGAGGAGAGGGGAGAGGAGGACGGGCAAGAGGAGGACGCGCGGAGAAGAAGAAGGGUCGGGGGCGAGGGGGCAAAGGGAGGAGCAGUGAAAGAGGGGAGCAGCGGACAAAGCCGGUUGAAGGCCGUGGCUGCUUGCUAAAAGAGGUCCAUCUCAACGUGACAGACUUAGGUCUGGGCUACCAGACCAAAGAGGAGCUGAUCUUCCGAUACUGCAGCGGCCCCUGUUCAGACGCAGAGACCAACUAUGACAAGAUCCUCAACAACCUCACCCACAACAAGAAGCUUGUUAAGGACAUACCUUCCCGCACCUGCUGUCGACCAAUCGCCUUUGACGACGACCUGUCGUUCCUGGAUGACAACAACGAGGACUACCACAUUCUGCAGAAGCAUUCCGCCCGCAAAUGUGGUUGUGUUUGACUCUGGGAGAGAUGAAACGAGAGAGAAAGGCAAAGUGCUGACAGA
Oncorhynchus tshawytscha (Chinook salmon) is the source of this 1592-nucleotide messenger RNA. It is a transcript of the gene gdnfa, whose product is annotated as glial cell derived neurotrophic factor a. NCBI's taxonomy places the organism in Eukaryota, Metazoa, Chordata, Actinopteri, Salmoniformes, Salmonidae. Gene Ontology annotation, molecular function: receptor tyrosine kinase binding; growth factor activity; glial cell-derived neurotrophic factor receptor binding. The coding region runs from base 648 to 1547 and encodes 299 amino acids. Gene Ontology annotation, biological process: peripheral nervous system development; negative regulation of neuron apoptotic process; positive regulation of branching involved in ureteric bud morphogenesis. The transcript has 3 exons. The record is from RefSeq and is a predicted model, not a curated record.